Molecule: messenger RNA, 2110 nt
Organism: Aspergillus nomiae NRRL 13137
Lineage: Eukaryota; Fungi; Ascomycota; Eurotiomycetes; Eurotiales; Aspergillaceae
Product: PPN1 endopolyphosphatase family protein
Exons: 5
Coding region: 1-2007 (668 amino acids)
Molecular function (GO): hydrolase activity
Source: RefSeq, a predicted model, not a curated record
AUGCAGGCCAUUCUGGCCGGGGUCAGCUCAAACGUAGCAGAUGCCCUUGCUGCCUCGUCACUGCCUGGGGCUCCGUCCUAUGUAGCCUCAGCUGGCUUCCCGACCAGCGCCUUCUCAUCUUAUUAUUAUCUUCCUGCAGAACCAACCCAAGAGCCGCAACCGAUCAUUCAUGACCCUAUCUUAAAUAUCACAUUCCCUUAUGACUUGACGAAUCCUGAUACUAUCCCUAAGGACAAUAACGACCCCGUCUACUUCCCAGAGCCAUCUGCGAACUUAUCGGAGCAUCAACAGCAGGCAUUGGUUCACGGAGUAGUGGCCAAUGUUACCCGCAUCAUCACUGCGAACAAUACGAACAGUAACUGCACCACUUGCAAGGCAGCUUUGGCCGCGGCUAAGCCGGCUGCUUUGUUUGCGCCUGUAUUAGUGCCCGAAACGUUGAUCGCUCUAUGUAAAAAGUUCAAGUUCGCUUCAGACGAUGCAUGUGAAGAAAAAUAUACGGCGGGUGUCUUUGGCGCGAUCUGGACUCAGGUUCUAGCUAUGCAGACUCAGCCUGUGACGAGCCCGUUAAAUGUGUCAGAUUGGUUUCCAAAGCCAAAACCGGCAAACCCACGCGUUCAUAGCCCUAGUGGUGAGCGGAUUAAGGUGCUGCACUUGUCUGAUUUUCAUCUGGAUCCACGUUACUCCGUGAAUUCGGAGGCAAACUGCUCGUCGGGCAUGUGCUGCCGGAGCAAUCUAUACAACUCGUAUUCAGAGGACCAGGUUCUCCUUCCAGCUUCUGUCUAUGGAUCAUACAAAUGUGAUACACCAUAUGACCUUGGUCUUGCCGCUCUGGAAGCUGUUGGUCCUUUGACUGGGACUGACAAGGACAAGAAUCCUUUAGCCUUCACAUUGUAUACAGGAGAUUUAGUCUCGCAUGAUGACCCUGCUACUCAAGUUGAUCGGGCCUAUACGCAAUAUACGGAGACUAGUGUAUACGGCAUGCUGAAGUCGUACCUCUCAGGUCCAGUCUUCGCUGCUUUGGGCAACCACGACACUAGCCCUGAGAACAUUGAAUCUCCACACACCCUUCCAGGACCAUUGGGCCAGCAACAGAGUUGGAACUAUGAUCAUGUUGCAGAGCUGUGGCGACACGAAGGGUGGAUCGAUGAUGCUGCUGUACAGGAAGCCAAGCUUCAUUAUGGGGCAUACAGCAUUAAAACCCAUUAUGGAUUGCGCGUUAUCACGUUCAACACAGAUUUCUGGUACAAGUCUAACUAUCUGAACCUUAUCAACACGACAAACCCUGACAAUUCCGGAAUCUUUGCUUGGAUGAUCUCCGAGCUUCAGGAAGCAGAGGACCAUGGCGAGCGUGUUUGGCUCGUUGGCCACGUUCUGUCCGGAUGGGAUGGGUCCAAUCCUCUCCCUAAUCCUACGAAUCUCUUCUACCAGAUUGUCGACCGCUAUUCCCCUCAUGUUAUUGCAAACAUAUUCUUCGGUCACACACAUGAAGAUCAAUUCAUGGUAUACUACGCGAACAAUGGUACAAUGCAGAAUGCCGAAAAUGCUUUGACCACUGGCUGGAUUGGACCCAGCGUAACCCCUCUGACAAAUCUAAACAGCGGCUUCAGAUUGUACGAAGUGGAUACAGGGGACUUCAACAUCUACGAGGCAUAUACCUUCUUUAGCAACGUGUCCGAUUUCAGCUCUCUUACGGAGACGGGACCUGUAUAUCAGUUCGAAUAUUCUACCCGGGACACAUAUGGCUCUGCCGCUGGGUGGGACAAGGAGGCCCCCCUGAAUGCCACAUUCUGGCAUCAGGUUACCGAAGCUAUGGAGCGGGAUGGAGACUUAGUAACCCUGCAAAAUGAGCUCCAGGGUAAGAUGAGUGUCAAGAGUCCUAAGUGCACGACUGCGGAUUGCUGGAAAGCCAAGAUCUGCUACAUGAGGAGCGGAAGUGUGGCCCUCGGCAAGCAAUGUACUCAAGGGUACGGGUCUGUCCAAAGCGCAUUUAAGCCAUCUACGAAGUGAAGCCAUACUCGUUGUAUGGGUCUUCUACUAGUAUACCAGAACCAGAGUUAUUUGCUUUUUAACCAUUUAAUGUACUCUACACAUGUAUCAUUUGUGCUCAAUG